GACAAUCAAGGUCCUGUUGCUAGAUUGGUUAUCAGAUACAGUAACAUUGACGAAAGAGAACUAUGUUGCUACAGAGUGGACUAACGAAGUUGUGAAAAAUGCUCCACGGCAACAAGACGGUUCAAGCUGUGGUGUCUACUGUCUGAUGUACACGAGGAAUGAAGCACUUGGCAUUCACUCUAACAACUUUUGUGAGAGUGAAAUUAAUGACAUCAGGUGUUGGCUGGCACAUAGGCUAAUUACACAGUUUGCUGCAAAUACAACAGGAAAUAAAAGCCUCAACUUGGAGAUAACACCUACUAACAUUCAGCCAAGCGCAAAAUACUAUAUUAGUUGGGAAACAACAGAAAUUGUAACAGAGACUUUGGAAUCAGAGCUCUACGACUAUCCCCUGUUGCGACUGUUGCAAACAUGGCAAUCACUUCAAGCUUGGAGAGCAGAACACGAUGAUGAUACACCACUCCAAGAACAAACAGUAUCAGUGGGAGCAUGCUGGCUCAGCAUCCAUUUACAUGUAGCUUUAUGGCUGGAUGACAAAUGCUUCAACAACAAACCUGCUGUACAAGUAGUUGGUGAUUUUGUCCUUGCCACACAUGAACUUCACAUGGAGUUUAUCAACUUCGUCUCCGACAACACGAUGCCCGAUAUAUAUCUUGUACCGGCAGUAAGUUUGGUCAGGUUUUGGAUCAGAUAGAAACAACACAGGAUGACAACAAUACACAAGUAUGGAAGAUACUACAUACCCCUCACCUCAUCUGAACUUGACGAUCUGUGCACUGGCUUAAAAGAAAUGAGGGAGCAGUUGGAACAUGGCAAACACAUCUUCUAAAAUAUUGACCCUAUCUAUACUAUAACAGAAAUCAGUACAAUAAUCUGUCACAUGUGUUUUGAAAUAACUCUCUAAACUAGGAGUCAGUAGGCGACGUUGGUUCUUCUUCGGCAUGCCAAUAUCCGGGAAAUGAUUAUACGGGAAUUACGACUCUACCUGCGCUUUGGUCACGAGUUGAAGCAAGUUGACUGGAUAAUCUGAGUUCAUGCACUGACUGACGAAAAUAAUCAGAAGACGUAUUUCUGAAGGGGGCAUGUGCCCCCAGUGCCCCCGUCUGGAUCCGCCUCUGACCUGUCACGUCCACGAUUAUGAACUCUAAUAGCUGACUUCCCAGUACUGUACACUCUAAAGGCCUUACAGUCUCAGUGGCCCGUAAGUGGGGUCACAUGUCAUAUCAUUAUGAUAUUAAG
Corticium candelabrum is the source of this 1239-nucleotide messenger RNA. RefSeq lists its product as uncharacterized. Bases 146 to 694 code for a protein of 182 amino acids. NCBI's taxonomy places the organism in Eukaryota, Metazoa, Porifera, Homoscleromorpha, Homosclerophorida, Plakinidae. The record is from RefSeq and is a predicted model, not a curated record. The transcript is spliced from 7 exons.